AUGCUAUCGCCCGAGCUCGUUGCGCUCCGUGACCUCGGCGCCGUCGUCGACCUCGCCGACCACUGGCCAGUCGUGAACAUCACCACGAUGCCGAUCGAGCAUGCGCGCCUUGGCAUUGCCGCGCUACCUGCAUUCGCCGGUAUCUACAUUGACGCUGGCAUCGCCGCCCUCGCGUGGCUGGAUGCGACCUUGCCGCCGAUGAUGCCAAUCAGGUUGGUCGUGAGCCCCGAGGAGCUCGGCACCUGUAGCGCCUUUGCCCGUGUCUGGGGCGACCGCGUCACGACCGUCAUUGUCCAAGGCGCCAAUGUCCGUAAGGAUCCGGUCCCCGACAUCCUCGCGCGCUGCGUCCACGUCCAAUCGGUCCACAUCGAGUUCUACUUUGUGCCUGUCCAUACGUAUAUGAACGCUCUCUCGACCCAGCAGCUGCAUACGCUCGAGAUCGAUGACGGCUGGGGCCACGACGCGGUCAAUGCAUCGGGCAUUAUCGCAUGGCUUCAAGGACCUCACGCGACGUCGCUCUCACUCACGUGCAACUCGGUGCGAGAUCCGGCAGCGCUGGCGACCGCGAUCUACGAUUGCUCGCAUCUCACGUCAAGCCUUGGUGACGUCAUCACGGACCUUAUCACGUCCCUCGCCAUCCUCGACGAUGGCUUCGAUGCCCACUUGAACGUAAGUCUGCUUCGGAAGCUCGAUCGCACCAAGGUCGUUUCGUUCUCGCUCGAGAAAUGCCAAGGCGACGAAGGCGACGACGUGGUCACGACAAGUGUGCUCGAUGCGCUCGCGAUGUGUCCUGCGCUAUCAACGCUCAGCCUCACCAACCUCGACUUGACGGCCGCGAGCCGGACGGCUGGUUUCUGGCCGCAGCUGACCACCGUGCGCGUGCGAUCCACGGAUUUUGACACGCCGCGAGAGCGUGCUGCGCUUCUCAAGUGGCUCUCGACCUCGCGCUGCUUGACGUCAGUCGAUUUGAGUGGUACGGCGCUCCAGAAAGAAGGGAUUGUCGAGCUGGCGCGGGCGCUGCCGGCGUGGAUGGCUCGUGGCCUCGAGACGUUGACGCUCCAAGGCGCCGUGCGUACAACGCACGCACCAGCUAUUUCAAAAAUGACCAAGCGCGUGUGCCAGCGUGCCACGAGGUUGUCGAGCCUCCCAGGCGUCGUUCUACAUGGCCUCCUCCACAUGCUGGACGACGACAGCGAUGUCCUCAUCCUGCUCGAUGCGCUGCCGGUGGUGACACUACCGCCCGAGCUCGUCGCACUUCGCGACCUCGGUGCUGUCGUCGCCCUCGACGAGCACUGGCCGGUCGUGCACGUGACCAAGAUUCCGAUCGAGCAUGCUCACUUGGGCGUUGCCGCGCUGCCUGCCUUUACUGGCGUGCACGUGGACUCUGGCGUGGCCUCGCUGGCGUGGCUCGAUGCGACGCCCAAAGCGCCCGUGACGCUGGUUGCAGAUGCGUCGGUGCCGGGUGCGCUCAGUGCCUUUGCCUACGCCUGGGGCGAUCGCAUCACCAAGGUAAUUGUCAAGGCCUGCGAUGAGGAUGAGGACGAGAACGACCCGGUCCCCGAAAUGCUUGCGCGCUGCAGCAACGUCCAAUCGGUCGAAAUCCAGAGCGACAGGUGCAUCUCCCCGCUCUUGGCAGCGAUGCCGACCACGCACUUGCACACGCUUGUGGUCGACGCUUUGGGCGAGUCCGAUGUCGACACGUCGUCCAUCGUCGCGUGGCUCCAAGGACCGCGCGCGACGUCGCUCUCCUUUCUGGCCAACACGACACUCGACCCGAGAACACUGGCCAAAGCGAUCCACGCCUGUCCGACGCUCACGUCGUUGCAUGUCAACGAUGCGCUGGACCUUCUACACGCGUUGAUUGCGCUGCCAAAAACGCUAGACAACAUUUCGUCGCUCUCGCUCUGUGAGAUGGGGUACGAAGACAACAACGCCCCUGUCGCGCUCAAGGUGCUCCGGAAGCUCAACCCGAAUAACGUCGUCUCGUUCGCCCUCCAACAUCUCAGUGGUGCCGAUCUCCAAGUCGAGCGCAUCCCGAGCUUCAUCAACGUCCUCGCGACGUACCCCUCGCUGCAGGCGCUGGAUCUCAACGACGUGUUCCUCUCCAACGUCACGACCACCGAUGUCUGCGCGCACUUGUCGAAUGUCACAGUGUGUUGCACGACCUUCGGCACGUCAAACGAUGCCGUUCACUUUAUCCGGUGGCUCUCAACCUCCCGCGUCUUGCGAUAUGUCGACUUGACACGGACGAAGCUCGGAAAGGCGGGGGUGGAUGCACUCGCGCAAGCACUGCCCAUGUGGAUGACGAGCGGUCUGGAGACAUUGACGCUCUCGGCCGCGGGUCUUAACGGCGACGAUGCGGCGCUGCUUGCCGGAGCCCUCGCCGCGGGCAAGAACCGACGUCAUUUUGCGCUUGAUUUGUCGGAAAACUACCCUCUCACGCUCGCGAGUGCGCGACGACUCAUGGCCGCGCUCGGUGCGAGCCACAACGUCACGCUCGAUCUCGGCGCGUGCUUCCGGAGGUCUGAUGGCGCGGUUUGUGACCAAUUCGUACAAGUGGAAGCACUCUUGCGCCUGCACCAGCCUUACGAGGUGUCGUCUGGUGUCUUUAAGGCGCCGUCGCCUAUCACAUCGCUGUGGCAUUGA
Saprolegnia parasitica CBS 223.65 is the source of this 2646-nucleotide messenger RNA. RefSeq lists its product as hypothetical. The transcript is spliced from 3 exons. Gene Ontology annotation, molecular function: protein binding. The record is from RefSeq and is a predicted model, not a curated record. Bases 1 to 2646 code for a protein of 881 amino acids. NCBI's taxonomy places the organism in Eukaryota, Oomycota, Saprolegniomycetes, Saprolegniales, Saprolegniaceae.